Molecule: messenger RNA, 1705 nt
Organism: Centropristis striata (black sea bass)
Lineage: Eukaryota; Metazoa; Chordata; Actinopteri; Perciformes; Serranidae
Gene: sugt1
Product: SGT1 homolog, MIS12 kinetochore complex assembly cochaperone
Exons: 13
Coding region: 108-1073 (321 amino acids)
Biological process (GO): protein stabilization
Molecular function (GO): protein-folding chaperone binding
Source: RefSeq, a predicted model, not a curated record
CAGGCCUGCCGCUGGGUCGAGCUGCUGCUAUCACGUUUCCAGAAGUCUCCACAUUUUGCUAGAACUUUCCUGUCCCUAGAAACACUGUCCACAUCCGCAGCAAAGCCAUGGCAACCGAGCGCAGCUUCCCCGAUAGCUUCAUUGACGAAGAUCCACAGCAAGCUCUGAAGGAUCUUAACGGGGCCUUGAAGGGAGACUCUGACAACGCUGAGUGGUUUUGCCAGCGUGCCUAUGCCCACAUACUCCUCAAAAACUACAACUGUGCUGUUGAGGAUGCCAAAAAAGCCCAGCAGCUACAACCCAGCCUUCCCCUUGCUUUCAUGCGAACAGGAAUAGCAGAAUACCACCUGAAGCAGUAUGAGUCAGCACAUGCAUCUUUCACACAGGGACAUCAGCUGGAUGACUCUGACACAACCUUUGAGGUCUGGAUCAAGCGGUGUGAGGAGAAGCUGGGGGUGCGGACACAGAGCGACAACGUGACACCAGCAGUUCCACAUGUAAAACAUGACUGGUACCAAACAGAGUCUCAAGUCAUCGUCACGGUCAUGGCAAAGAAUGUACCCAAGGAUGGUGUGUGUGUCAGCUUCACUGAAAGAGAGCUCUCUAUCACAAUACGGCUGGCAUCAGGGGACAACCACGACCUCAACUUCCACCUCCUGCACGCCAUCGACCCUCAACAGAGCACCUUCAAGAUCCUCACCACCAAGGUGGAGUUCAAGAUGAAGAAGACAGAUGCCAUCAGAUGGGAGAAGCUGGAGGGAGAAGGACAGGAGUCCAACAUCAAACACUUCAAUCCUAAUGAGUACCCAACAUCGUCCCAACAGGCCUGCAAAUGGGACAAGAUAGUGGUGGACAUCGGCGAGGAGGAAAACACUGACAAGCUGGAGGGAGACGCAGCGCUCAACAAGCUCUUCCAGCAGAUCUACAGCGACGGCUCAGACGAGGUCAAGCGAGCCAUGAACAAGUCCUUUAUGGAGUCUGCUGGUACGGUCCUGAGCACCAACUGGGUGGAUGUGGGCAAGAGAAAAGUGGAGAUGAACCCACCGGAGGACGUUGAGUACAAGAAGUACUGAGCACCUCCCUCCUCCUCCUCCCUUCUCUCUCUCUCUCUCUCUCUCGUUCUGUCUCUCUCUCUCUCUCUCUCUCUCUCUUUCUUUGACAUCAACUCCAGCAGGAGUCUUUGUUACGCUGCAGUCUCCGUGGCCGUCCACCUUCCUCAGUUGUCCUGUAGCUCUGGUGUUUUCACUAAGUGCAGGGAGCCCACGGCCCACUCUGACAGACUGACUAUGAGAUUUUUUUAAAGGAAAGUCUGUAUUAAAAUGUGACUGACAGACCUGAAAUGCUCCGACUCAACUUUUAGAUCAUUUUUCUUUUCCUGAUUUUCUCAAAAAAACGCCCACAGCCUUUCUAUCCAGGAGCCUUUUAUGACUUUCUAUUAUUAUCAGCAGUUGUACAAAAAUGUAAAGUUGUUAAGAAAUAAGAAACAAUUGAAACUAGAAUUACAUUUCUUGGCUUGUGCAGUUUUCUUUUCUGUACAUUAAGUAAAAAAGUCAACAGCAAUACUCUGCAAGCUGACUUGUCUGGAAUGUGUGUGUGUGUGUGUGUGUGUGUGUGACAUGUCAGCCAGUGGCGUCGCACCGGUUCCUUCCCCUCAGUGUGACUCAAGCUUCAGUGUAAAUAAAAGAUUUGUUGUUUGGCUCACAAA